AAGAGCCAGCAGCUUUGGAGGUCAAAGAAAAGAAGAAGAAGAAAAAAACAAAAGGACUUGGGACCGUGCGGGGUAGCUCAAUGUCCCUAAACCACCUCAAAUUCUGAUCAUGGCACGGUCUGCCUGCUGAGUUUGCCCAAACUUCAUUAUGAUACGCCCGGGUACGUUAGUACAUGAUCGACUGGCAUACUACAAUUCUGCAGGCGGACUCGCAAACUCGCACCGGUUCACAGGUGGUAAAAUUUGCCUUUGGUGUCACCUGCGCAUCAUUAUUUUCUUUUCUCUUCUCUGUUCAUAUCAGCUCAAAUCACAUAUUGAUAUCAUUUCAUUUCAUUUCAUUUCAUUUUUUUUUUUUUCACUUUUCCCCUUUUCUUUAUUUAUUUGUCGGGUUUACAUUGGUAUCUUUCUAUUUUGAUUCCUUAUUCAUGUAUGUAUGUAUGUAAUGUUUUUGGACCAGGGUCCUCACUCAUACAUGAUAUGAUAUCAGACAGAUUCAAAUCUACCAGCGGAGUAUGCAUAUAAU
Molecule: messenger RNA, 523 nt
Organism: Aspergillus ochraceoroseus IBT 24754
Lineage: Eukaryota; Fungi; Ascomycota; Eurotiomycetes; Eurotiales; Aspergillaceae
Exons: 1
Coding region: 174-443 (89 amino acids)
Source: RefSeq, a predicted model, not a curated record